GCGCAAAAUAAUCGCAUUUUUACAGUUCGAAAUAAAGAAAAAAGUAAAGACAAAACCAUGCCAAAAAUGCCUUUAAAGAAUUUAUUUACAUUUUUCAUAAUUACAAAUACAUAUUUUGAUGAAAUGUGUAUAAUAAAAUGUUUAAACAAGAGAGACAAAAACUAUUUUUACACUGAAGCGUAAUCUCGACGCGCUCGCGCUAAAUUUACCCACAAUUCCGUACAGUCAACGUCAACAUGGCGGACGAACUUGAAAAUGAAUCAGCUGCUGCUCUUUUGGAGUUCAAGAACGGUAAAAAGAUGCAAAAUAAUGAUAUGAACAUAAAACAGGAAAUUAUGGACGAGGACGAGGAUAGUAACAUGGAAAUCGACGAAGAUAUUCCUAGGUUAGGUCCAGCAGCUCUUGGAUUACAACGAGUAGGGACACCAGCAACCCCCAAGCCAGUCAAUGUUACUCCUCCCCAAGUACUAAACGCCAGAGGGAUGCCAGCACGAAUUCGUAAAAAAAACAGACUCUAUUAUGAUGAUGACAUUAUCAAUACACCACAUCAUAGGGUGCCAUCAGCAAAAAAACAAAUGCAGUCUCCAAAUAAAAAAACAAAAUUGUCGACGCCUUCUCGUGGUGUCAAAGACUCUCCAAAGGUGUCGCCUAGAAAAUCAGCUCAAAAGGAUCAAAAACCACCUAAAAGUGUAUCACCUAGGCCUCAGUCUCCUGACAGAAAAAUUGGUCAGAAGAUUGGGUUACGGUUAAGAAACCUUCUUAAACUCCCCAAAGCACAUAAAUGGGUUUGUUUUGAGUGGUUUUACAGUAACAUUGACAGAUGUUUAUUUGCUGGAGAGAACGAUUUUAGUAUCUGCUUGAAAGAAUCGUUUCCUUACUUAAAAACUCGUAUGCUUACAAGAUGUGAAUGGACAAAGAUUCGUAGGAUGAUGGGAAAGCCACGUAGGUGUUCUCAAGCCUUUUUUAACGAAGAAAGACUUGAAUUGGAGAAAAAAAGAAAUAAAAUACGUGCCCUUCAACAACGCAAAGCCACAGAUCCUUCCAAUUUUAAGGAUUUACCUCCUGAGAUACCCAUGCAGCUUGUAAUAGGUACCAAAGUUACAGCAAGGCUGAGAAAACCUCAAGAUGGUCUCUUCACUGGCAGUAUAGAUGCAGUGGAUACUUCAAACAAUACGUAUCGCAUUACAUUUGAAAGACAAGGUUUGGGAACCCAUUCUGUACCUGAUUAUGAAGUUUUAUCGAACGAGCCACCUGAAACCAUGACAAUUUCCAUUUUUAACAACAAUAAAUACCGCCAAAGAAACGGCAUUUCGACACAUUCACCCCUUCCGUACUCAAUAGCAGGCGAUUUCUCACCGUACUUGCCCUCAUCUCUUAAACAUAAACGCGAUCCUCUUUUGUCAGGUUCUAACAUCAAUAAACCACAAAUUACUGCAAUAACAGGGCAGAUCGGGGGUUUCCCCGUUAAAUUAUUGGAGAAAAUGGUUCUCGUAACUAAAAUACUGAACGUUAAAAAGUCCAAGAUUGGUACUUUGAAAAACAUGAAUAAAGAAGCGGAGAAAUUCAGUCCAUACGAAAAGGAAAUCCCCGAAGACUUCGAAAAAAGGUACGCAGGGAUUCUAAUCGAUCUGGAAAAGUUAAACAACGACCUGGAAACCUAUCUGAACGAGAUCCAGGAGCAUUGUCAAGAAAUUGCUCCUGAACCAAGUGUGGCUGCCAUGUUAGCACCCAGUCAUCUUAGAGAAAAAUGUAAAGAGGAAGCCAACGAUAUCGUACAAAGGAACAACAGUGCAAUGGCCGCUGAAAAAAGUCCUGUAACGAACGAAUCAAUUCUUGAACUUAUUCGAGACCUAACGGCGCUUAUGUUGCAAGUUAAAAGUUUGGCGGAUUCUGACCAAAAUGCUUACGAAUUACAAGUUCUCCAAGGAACCAUGGAAAUAAUCAAAAGAAAAUUGAGUCCAUCGAACCAAAUGGCUUUCCAGAAUCAUGUGGAAGUCCAUAUGAAACACAUUCAGUUGGGUUUGGGACAGGCAUCGAAUAAAUCGUUGACGCCCACCCUUACUAAAUAGUAUUUAAAUAUUAUAUUAUUAUAUCGCCUUUUGUUGUACAUACCGUUGUAAUUAUGUAUAUGUUUUAGCAUAAAGGAUAGAUGUUACGAUACUUUAGGUAGUGCAAUACUUUUUAGCAAACUAUUUUAACAAUCUUAUGUAAAUGUUUGAUAAUUUUAUUUUUUUUUUCUUUUUGUCACAUAAUUACACAAAAUGAAUAAUGGACUUUUACAGUGCGAACAAAACAAUUUAUUACCAUUAUCAUGUAUUAUCAAUGUGUGUAAAUAAUGUUUUUAUCAAUUAUAAAAAAGGGUUCAUAUUUUCUAUAGACGAUUUUGCGAGUUUAAAAUGAAUCAUUUCCUCCAAUCAUUCGAUUGAUUCACUUUCAACAGCAGCUGUUUUUAUUUUUCAUAAUUAAAUAAAA
This is a messenger RNA of Agrilus planipennis (emerald ash borer), 2472 nucleotides long. It is a transcript of the gene mip130, whose product is annotated as protein lin-9 homolog. The coding region runs from base 237 to 2069 and encodes 610 amino acids. Gene Ontology annotation, molecular function: DNA binding. Gene Ontology annotation, cellular component: nucleoplasm; transcription repressor complex. The record is from RefSeq and is a predicted model, not a curated record. The transcript is spliced from 2 exons. Gene Ontology annotation, biological process: regulation of transcription by RNA polymerase II; DNA-templated transcription; regulation of cell cycle. NCBI's taxonomy places the organism in Eukaryota, Metazoa, Arthropoda, Insecta, Coleoptera, Buprestidae.